Kazachstania africana CBS 2517 is the source of this 2541-nucleotide messenger RNA. It is a transcript of the gene FZO1, whose product is annotated as mitofusin. The record is from RefSeq and is a predicted model, not a curated record. NCBI's taxonomy places the organism in Eukaryota, Fungi, Ascomycota, Saccharomycetes, Saccharomycetales, Saccharomycetaceae. Gene Ontology annotation, cellular component: mitochondrial outer membrane. The coding region runs from base 1 to 2541 and encodes 846 amino acids. The transcript has a single exon. Gene Ontology annotation, biological process: mitochondrial fusion. Gene Ontology annotation, molecular function: GTPase activity; GTP binding.
AUGGUACGGAAGCAAAUAGAGAAGUCAGGGAAGGGCAGUAGUAAGGAUUCUAAUGCUAUGGAGGAUGACACUACGACUGUGGCUCCCACAGUGACUUUUUCCAGAAAUAAUGGUUCCUUCACAAUGAAUACUGAAGCGUAUAACUAUCUGGAUGAUGCUUCCACGAUGUUUAAUGGACGCAUGCAUGCGUUAGACACUUCAUCCCAUCAGAGAAGGCUCUCAAAUGACAGAUUGGUCUCCUCACAACUGAGCCAAUGGAAUUACAAUAACAAUAGAGUGUUACUGGAUAGGGCCAUAUUACAUGUGAAAAGUUUACUACAGGAGAUUUCAAUGGAAAACGAGAAAAGACCUAUCAGUAUAAGAGAUGUUGAGAAUGAAUUAAAAGUAUUACAAUUGAAUUUCAAGCUUGACGGUGAGGAAAGUAAAGAUAUUAAUCUUGGUAGGGAAUCCUAUUCCAAAUUGUUUGAUUCACAGAUCAGACGUAGUCUAAAGCAUCUAGAGUCCUUACAGAAAAGAGUAGACGAUAUUUCAUCCAAAGUGUUCAUAACAGGUGAUGUAAAUACUGGUAAAUCAGCCUUUUGUAACUCACUUUUAAGACGAAAUCUUUUGCCAGAGGACCAACUGCCAUGUACAAAUGUAUUUUGUGAGAUAUUGGAUGCAAGGGAGAAUGAUGGGAUUGAAGAAGUCCAUGCGAUCUCAAUUGGUACCGCGACUUCCAUCCAAGAAUCAUUGCUUGUCUACAACAUUAGGGAUAGAUCCACUUACGAAAUUUACCCACUCAGUUCGCUGCCUGGACUCGUGACAAGUAGUAACAAAUAUGCACUGCUUAAAGUAUACAUAAAUGAUGACAACAGACCUCCAGAAAAGAGUUUGCUGAGGAAUGGAACAGUCAAUAUAUCUUUAAUUGAUUCUCCAGGCUUAAAUAUGGAUUCCGUACAGACUUCUGAAGUAAUGGCAAGACAAGAAGAAAUCGACUUGGUGGUUUUUGUUGUAAAUGCUGAAAAUCAACUGACGUUGUCCGCCAAAGAGUUCAUAUUGCUGGCUUCUAGAGAGAAGAAAUUAAUGUUUUUUGUUGUGAAGAAAUUUGAUAAGAUCAGAGACAAAGAAAGGUGUAAGAGGUUGAUUUUACAGCAAAUUAAAGAUCUGUCCCCAGAAUCUUAUAAGAAAUCUUCAGAAUUCAUCCAUUUUAUCAAUAAUGAUGAUGAUGAUGAUGGUGAUGACGGUGACGUUCCAGGAUCAGAUGACGAACCUGAUGGUACUGACGACGAAAAUAAUAGUGACCCAAACUUUGAUAAUUUAGAGAAUUCAUUACGUGAUUUCAUCUUAAAAAGAAGAUCACUUUCAAAACUGUUCCCCGCUAAGACAUACGUUUUGAAGAUAUUGACUGAUAUAGAGAGAAUCUCAAUUGCUAAUUUGAAAAUUUACGAUAAUGAGAAUGAAAAGAUCGAAGAAAGUUUACAUUAUAUAGAGCAAGAGCUGUACAAGAAGAAAUCGCAAUAUGAAAAGUUUACCUCAAACAUUGAUAGUUCAGCAGAAAAGAUAAUAACUUCCACGUAUAAUUUUGCUGAAUCUCGUAUCGCCAAUUUCUUAGAUAUUGCUAAUGAUGGCUUCCCCAAAUAUGAGGGUUUCUCUAAGAUUUAUGAUUUUAUCGUCUCUACGGAGGAAUAUAUCAGGAGACAGAUCAAGGACAGCACUAUCGCAAGUGAAGAUUUUGCCAAGAAGCAGACGGAGAAGGCUGUUGAACAAAUAUACAAACAAGGAAGGGAGGCGCUUGGGAAUGAGUUUAUGAGUGACCGUGUCUUCGAUAGCAGUUUAAUGUUCACAAGGAAGCAUCAUUUGUCGGCCAGGGAGCUGUCAAUUCCAUUGAGUAUAUCGGAUUUGUUUGCACCAUCUCUUAAUAAUUUCUUAACUUACGUAACUGGUGGACUUUUCACAAGUUAUGACGUUUCGGAACCGUACAUUGCUCCACAGAUUGCGCAGGAUGAAGAAGACUCGAAUGGCGGUGUCGUUUCCACACUUGGUCUAAAAAACUAUCCACUUACUCAAUAUUGGAAGACACCAUCUUUACUAUUUACGUCAAAUCUUCCAGCAUUUGCCAUAUAUUCCUUUGGUGGGUCCAAGAUAAUUAGUAACGUUAUAAUCAAUGGUAUAUCGUCCAUUUCUGCCAAGUCGCUAGAACUACUCUCGGGCUAUUUACUUCUAGGUGGGUGCCUUCUUUCGGUGUCAUACUUAAUCCACGAUUUGCCCAGAGCAUUACCUUUGAACUUGUCAGCAAAAUAUAGGUCUAAAUUGGAUCAGCUCAACUACAUGCAUCAAAAUGCAACGAGAAUAUCAAAAGAGGUUCGCAACGUAUUGAAAAUUCCAAUCAGAGAGAUGUCAAGGACGUGCGACUCAUUGCUGGACAGAGAACAGGAUUCUAUAAAGAAACUUGAGAAGAAGAAGCAGGACAACAAGAUAUCCUUUUUAUUUUUCAACCAGUUACUGGAACGAGCAAAAUCACAAAAGACAAUAAUUGAAAAAAUCGAUCUAGACGUAGAUUAG